Messenger RNA from Tilletiopsis washingtonensis, 1895 nucleotides. RefSeq names its product MFS general substrate transporter. Lineage: Eukaryota; Fungi; Basidiomycota; Exobasidiomycetes; Entylomatales. Gene Ontology annotation, cellular component: membrane. Gene Ontology annotation, biological process: transmembrane transport. The record is from RefSeq and is a predicted model, not a curated record. The coding region runs from base 201 to 1775 and encodes 524 amino acids. The transcript has 3 exons. Gene Ontology annotation, molecular function: transmembrane transporter activity.
GGCUCGCAACAUUCUUCCAGCCGGCCAGCUCGACGCAGCAUCAGGCAGGCAGCGGGCAUCAGCAUCAGGCACACAUCGAAUGCAAGCUAGCGCAGGCGGGUGCAGCGAAGGCGAGGACAGAUAAUCUUCCGAUCCGUCCCGUGGCGAGCAGGACGUCGUGAGGGGUACAAGAAGGCCGCUUCUUCUCGCCUCAUCUUCCAAUGCCCCACACACCUCCUCCUUCUCUCUUCAACAUGCCUCGCUCCAUCGAAGACCUCGACGCCGUCGAGAAGCGCAGUGCCUCGCCCUCGUCGCACGGCGGCGACAAGGCCGUCGUGUCGACGUCGCCGCUCGACACGCUCGCCGCGCUCGGCCACGACGGCGAGCCCAUCAGCGCCGCCGACUCGGCGCCCAUCGACGAGGCCGAGAAGAAGCGCGUGCUGCGCAAGAUCGACACGAUCCUCAUGCCGCUCAUGUACUGCUCCGUGCUGCUGCAGUUCCUCGACAAGACGUCGCUCAACUACGCCAACCUGCUCGGCGUCAAGACGGACCUGCACCUGACGGGCAAGCAGUACAGCUUCCUCGGCUCGGCCUUCUACCUCGGCUGGCUCGGUGCCUCGCCGCUGCACGGCUACAUGCUGCAGCGCUUCAACAUUUCGCGCUACGUCGGCGUCGUCAUUCUGCUCUGGGCCACGUGCCUCGGCCUGCAUGCCGCCGCAUACAACUACGCCGGCCUCGUCGCCUGCCGCAUCUUCCUCGGCAUCCUCGAGGGCGGCCUCACGCCCGCCUUCAUCCUCGUCACCGGCCGCUUCUACACGCGCAAGGAGCAGGUCAUCCGCACCAGCUGGUGGUUCAGCGCCAACGCCACCGCCCAGAUCCUCGGCGGCGGCAUUGCCUACGGCCUGCUCUCGCAGCCUGCCGGGCCGCUGCAGACGUGGCGCACCAUGUUCAUCAUCCUCGGCGCCAUCACGGCCUUCUACGCAUUCCCCGUCUUCUUCUUCAUGCCCUGCGGCCCCGAGGAGCACUGCCGCUUCUUCAGCAAGCGCGAGCGCCUCGUGGCCAUCGAGCGCGUGCGCGAGAACAAGACGGGCCUGCACGACAAGACGUUCAAGUGGGACCAGCUGCGCGAGGCGCUCUGCGACCCCCGUCUGUACCUCUUCUUCUGCGGAGUCGCCGCGGCCAACGUGGCGAACGGCGGCGUUUCGAACUUCGGCAGCGCCAUCAUCUCCGGUCUGGGCUACAACAAGAAGGACACGGCGCUGCUCGGCAUGGCGCCCGGCUUCGCCGAGGGUGUCUUCAUCGCCGCCGGCGCCUGGCUCGCCAACCGCACGGGCAGCCGUGCCAUCCCCGGCUGCGCGGCCUUCCUCGUCGCGCUCGUCGGCGGUGCCCUCAUGAUCAGCCCGAGCCUCACCUCGGCCGUCAAGUUCCUCGGCUACACCAUCGUGUUCGCCUAUCCCGUCGCCAGUCCCUUCUACUACUCCUGGCUCUCCAGCUGCAUCGGCGGCACGACGAAGCGCAUCGUCUUCAACGCUGCCCUCCAGCUUGGCUACUCGGCCGGCAACAUCGUCGGCCCGCAGCUGUACCGCCAGCAGGAUGCGCCCAACUACCUGCCCGCCAAGAUUGCCAUGGAGGCCAUGUUCGGCAUCUCGGCGAGCUGCCUCGUCGCCAUUGCGCUCAUCCACCGCUACUGGAACCACAAGCGCGACGCCGCCGGCGAGGUCGAGGAGCACAACGCCCUCGAGGGCCUCGAGGACCGCACGGACAAGGACCUGCAGAGCUUCCGCUACCCGUACUAGACGCCUCGUCGUCUCCCUGCUACCCCCUUCCUGUGCUUCUGCUCUCCCCUUCACGCCCUUUGUCAUGUCCACCACCUGUCACCGCAUCGCUGCCAAGCAAUUAUAGACGUUCCUCACGCA